Caenorhabditis angaria is the source of this 1284-nucleotide messenger RNA. The record is from the annotation of a GenBank genome assembly. Lineage: Eukaryota; Metazoa; Nematoda; Chromadorea; Rhabditida; Rhabditidae.
AUGGUCGAGGCAAUGGAAAUCGAUCCUCCAAAAGGAACAAGUGAAACAUGGACUGAAAAAUAGUGAGUUUAACUGUUUAAAAUGAAGUCGCAUUUCAAUUUCAAAAAAUAUUCAGUCGCCCAAAAACUCUGAACGAUGUUGCUCAUCAAGAAGAAGUUGUUACAAUGUUGAAAGGAGCGCUGACGGGAAAAGAUGUGAGUCUUAAUCGAAAAAAAAACGAAUAAAUACAAGAACUGUGGUGAUUUCAGCUUCCUCAUCUUUUGUUUUACGGUCCACCAGGAACUGGAAAAACAUCAGCAGCACUCGCAUUUUGUCAUGAAUUGUAUCCAAAAAAUGUGUUCAAGUGAGUUCCUCUCGAUUUUAUUUAUCAAGGCAAUUUUGAAAUGUUUUGGUUUUACAGAGAUCGAGUUCUUGAACUAAAUGCUUCAGAUGAGCGUGGAAUCUCAGUUGUUCGGAACAAAAUUUCAUUUUUCUCAAAAAGAGCAAUCAAUCAGAGUGAAAACCGUCUGUUGAAUGUGAAAAUUGUGAUUUUGGAUGAGGUUGAUGCAAUGACUCGAGAUGCACAAUCAGCAAUGAGACGAGUUAUUGAAGAUUGCUCGAAAACCACACGAUUUAUUUUGAUUUGUAACUAUGUUUCUCGACUUAUCGCUCCCAUUGUAUCAAGAUGUGCUAAGUUUCGUUUCAAGAGUUUGCCUGCCGAAGUUCAAAUUGAUAGGUGAUAAUUUUCGACCAGAAGUUAAAAUAAUAUCAAGUAGAAUUUUCCAGAUUGCGCACAAUUUGCAACUCUGAAAAUACUCCAUUAUCCGAGGAAGAUUUGAAAAUUGUAAUGAAAACAUCUGAAGGAGAUCUUCGCCGAGCUGUCUGCACUCUCCAAUCUCUCGCCCCAGUUUUGAAAAAUGGAGAUGAAAAAGCAAAAAAUUCAUUCCUUCAUCCGACAAAUGAUUCUGAAAUUGUCAAAGAAAUCGUCUCAUUAUUGCCAUCUGCAAAAGUUCCACAAGUUUUCGAAAUCGUGAAGAGAACUGCAAAAUCAUGUAGUGGAGUUACUUUUUUGAGAAAAGUUUUCGAUGAAUUCCUUGAAGACGACUUGAUUAACGAUGAUAAUAUUGCAAUUAUGGGAAAACUUGUGGCCGUGAGUUCAUUUUUUUCCAGAUUUGGGAAUUGAAAAUGUAUGAAAACCUAAGACAAAUUUUGCAGAAAUGUGAAAAACGUAUUCUCGAUGGUUGUGAUCUUCAAAACAAUCUUCUCGAUUUUCUACUAACUCUUCGCUCAACUUUUAUUAACUAA